AUGGAUGGAAAAAAACUGGUUACCCUUUUUUUUUUUCUUUUUUUUCUUUCCCCAUGUCCUCGUGAUCAUUCACACGUUUCUGGCCAAGCAGAAAAAUGGGAAGAAGCCCCGCCCCCACACAUCAUCAAACGGACAAAGUCGGGGGCCCGUGGGAGACGCAGGACAAAGUGCGGGCGAAGCUUGCUGCUGUGCGGGACGCCUGCGGAUGGGGAGAGAUUGUGGGUGAUGGGCUGGUUCUGGCCCAGAUCCAUAGGAAGAGUUCCGCCAUUGCGGGAUGGCGGUGACUUGUGUUUGGGUCGUGUCGAUCGAUGUGUGCGUGGACAGGAAACCUUCUUGUGGACGUCGGCGACGACGAUGGGCGGCGGGUGGAGGACCUCACGACGGGCCUGGCCAUCGCUGUUUUUUCCGGGCCGCAGGGUGAUUCCAUCCGUCCAAGGUAGGUCACGUGGUGUAGCAUACUGGUACUAA
Messenger RNA from Colletotrichum navitas, 468 nucleotides. RefSeq lists its product as uncharacterized. The record is from RefSeq and is a predicted model, not a curated record. Lineage: Eukaryota; Fungi; Ascomycota; Sordariomycetes; Glomerellales; Glomerellaceae. The coding region runs from base 1 to 468 and encodes 155 amino acids. The transcript is spliced from 5 exons.